Paramuricea clavata is the source of this 8332-nucleotide messenger RNA. NCBI's taxonomy places the organism in Eukaryota, Metazoa, Cnidaria, Anthozoa, Malacalcyonacea, Plexauridae. The record is from the annotation of a GenBank genome assembly.
GUGUAAAUAGGGCACAGAAAAGGUCAAGGGAUCAUUUAUUUUAGGAAUUUUAUUGAUUUAUAUCAAUACAGAAUAAAGUUUAUAACGCAACAUUAUUGCUGGUUGAUACAACUUGAAAUGUAAAUGGGAAAUGUUGAAUUUACAAGUCACCUUGAGAAAGAUCAACUGGAUAGUUUAUCGUCAGAAAAGUUGGAUUUGAGCAGACGUUUGACGUCUGACCAGCUUGAGCAGGUUCGAAGCAUGGUUAAUAUAUUUAACUUAAUAUAAUAUUUUAAAUUAAUAAUAAUUGUAUAUGUUAUGUAUAAAGAACGUUUUUGAUUGGUUGAAAACUUGAAAUGCGUACUCAGUAACUCGAUUGAGCACGGCACAAAGCACGCGAAACUCUUGCCUCUUUUUUGGGAAAUAUUUCUUUGAGAGUUUUCCUAAAAAAAACUGAGAUGAGAGAUCAACCACAGAACGAGGCCUGGGUAUUUGUCGUCAGGGCCGUACUGGGGGAGGGUGUAACACCCCCCUAUAAUUGCUCAUGAGGUAGAUUUUCAGAUAAAUUCAGGUAAUUCUCAGGGCAUAAAAAGUGAACUCUAUGCUCAGAAUCAGAGUUACCAAUCGAACAACUAAUGAGGUUGAUACACUUUGUGGCGGGGUAGGUAUUUUUCGAGUUAAGCCCUUUUUGAGUUAAGCCCUUCUUGAGUUAAGCCCUGCCAUGCUCUUUUUCGCUGGGGGCUUAACUCGAUGAACAUAAGGUUGUUUCAGCACUUUGAGUUAAACCACAGGCCUUAACUCGUAGUCAAAUGUAUUCAUUUGGCAAAUCAUGUCAACCAUAAUAUGUCACGUACCAUGGCUUUAAACCUGAUAAAAUACUCCUAAUUAGUAUUCUACAUAUAAAGAAUAAAAAUAAGGCAGUAUCUAUUGUAGUUGUGUUCUCAUUAGUAUUCUUUAUAAUUUAUAUAAAGAAUAUUAAUAAGGCUGUAUAUCUAUUGAAUUUGUAGUCGUGUUUGAAGCCAUUUCUUACGAUUUAGGAUGGCAGCGCGACGGCAACAGCUACCAAUACAUUAAUCAUUGAAAGGAAUUGAAUAAGUACAAUGCAUGAAUAAUUUAGACUUUUUCCUCGCUCUGUUUACAAUGCCAAAUCACAGAUUUUUACAUUUUGAUACACUGCAUUUCAAGCCACAACAAGUACAACUUCAAACCAGUGAUGUUUUCCAGGGGGAACGCUUGGGAACGGCGUCUCCCCACCUUUUUUACCACAGGAACGGCACCCCCUGCCAAAAUCAAACAUGGGGGAACGCCUUUUCCCCUGGCAGGGAUUAAAUAUGAGUGAAGUUCAGUGAAUGCCAUUCGACACUGUCCAAAUAAUUUUGGGUAUUAAUCACUUGUUCUAUAUAGUAUUUUUACGUGUUAUUUUUGGCAAUAAUUGCUCAACAUCCUAUGUGGAAACAAUUCAGAAUGUUAUUUUGUCACUAUUUUAAUCUCCCUGAAAUUUGAUAGCUUGCAUGCAGAAAAUUCUAGCAGGCUAGCACAAAAAUACUAGAGUCUUAAAUAAUUAUCAAAUACAUAUUCAUUAUCAGGGCCGCCGAGAGGUUGGCGGGGGCCCGGGGCAAAUUUUUUUGGGGGGCCCCCUAUCCAAAAAAAUUUUCUGGAAAAAUUUUUUUUACGGAGAACAACCUCCCCCCCCUCCUGCCAAAAAAGUUUUGGUCAGUGUAUCAUUUUAGGGGUAGAAAAAUUUUUUUCCGUAGUAAAAAAUUUUUCUGGACAAGUAAGUUGCAAUUGCUUUCCAGGGACUUUAUCUCAUUUUUUUAUGCCAAAUUUCGAUACUUAGCCCAAGAAAACAGAUAUCUUGUCCUUUGCGUGGAAAUAUUUAACACACAAAAAAGACUGGGGCCCAACAAAAAUUUUUCAGGGGCCCCCAGCACCUCGGGGCAAUUUGCCCCCCCCCCCUGCGCCCCCCUUCUCGGCAGCCCUGUUCAUUAUAUUGUUUGUUUAACUAGAGAGUUGUUCAACUAAUGUGACAUAUUUUGACUAGCAUGUCUAUUAGACUAAACCCCCGCUUGUUUAAUUUCAUGGCCAUUGGCCUCCCCCAAUUGAGUGGCCACGCCCAUUUGAUUUUCAAGAGCGUCCCCCCACUUCUAAAAUUAGCAAAAUAUCACUGCUUCAAACUGCAUUCAGCCAAACACCUCCCAACCAUAAAACUCAUGUCUUCAACUUCUAAGACUGUAUUAAAUUCAUACGAUUGAUAAUAUACGACGAAUUAUCUUUACUACCAUUUAUUUGAAGGAGUUUGUUUGGCCGUCGUCGUUGCGUUGCCGUCCUAAAAUCGUAAGGUCUCUAAUAAACUCGCAGGUCAUGUUUUAUUAGGUCUAAAGCUUUAAACCUAAUAAAACAUUCUUGCUUGUUUAUUAAACAGUAUGUCAAGUAACGAUUUAUGUAUUAAACAAGUGACGCGUGUAUACUCGCAAAAAUGCUGGCAAAUAAAGAGGGAGAAUGUAAAAUUUCAGCAAUUUGAAAAUAUAUAUUUUACUAUGUAAGACCUCUGUUGCUUUCCGUACAGUUUUAUAGAGAAAAUAACAGCUGAUUAAGGGCGACAAUUACGGCUUUAAAAAAUAAAUAAUAUCUAGCAGCACUUGCAGAAUGCAAAUCGUAGGCAUUACCUUUCUAACUGACUUACUUGGCAACAACAAGAUCUAGGACUAGAAUAUUAUGUAAAUUCCUUUUAUCGUUUUCAUCUUGCCAAGAACCCGUCAGGGAAAGAACAAACAGGAAGAACAGUAAUAUUGGCAUAUUAUAAAUGGAUAACAGAUACAAAUAUUUCCACUAAUUACCAACUGCAACUAAUAACAAUUAACAACGGUACUAUUUAUGUACUAUUUGGAUAUUCUCAGAAUGAUGAAGAAUGAAGUUCUAGCUAGUAAAACCAUUUUCUAACAAAACAAUUCAGUAUGAUGUCACGCUCUAUUCUUAUUGACUAGUAUUCAAGUCCCCUACUUUGGAGAAGAGAUAUAUCUUUAGGGAAGACUCGCAUAUGUAUUUUGUCCACGAGAAACGUCAUAUGGACGUUUCUCUGGAGACCCCUUCACCCCUAUCGAUACAUGUAUUUUGUUCUUAUACAGUAGUACACAUAAGAUAAUUUUCUACUAUUUUUUGCGGUCGGCUAUUGGCGAUGCUUCCACCAACAUUUACGGAUCCAAUUUCAAGUUUCGAAAGUUGUUGAGGUGUACCGAUUACAAGAAAUUCUGUUUUCGUAUCUUUAAACAUUAGUUUGUGAGAUACCAGCCAAGCACGGACAUCAGAGAUACAAUCUUCCAGUGCAGACAGAGUACUCUUUUGAUUAGCGUCGCAGUCCGGGCGAAAGGAAACGUAAAGUUGUGUAUCAUCAGCAUAACCAUGAGAUGAAGGCAAAUGUCUGUCUAUAGUAUAAUGUCAUGUAAUUGGGAUACGUAAAGUAAAAAAGUAUAGGGCCAAGACAGCUCCCUUGAGGAACCCCAUACUUGACAUCGCAGACUUCAGAAAAAUUGUUAUCAAGGUCAACUCUCUGCUUUCUGUUAGAGAGAAAUGACUUUAUCCAUUCGAGAGCUUUGUCCGUCACUCCAAAUUGAUACUCCAGUACGUCAAUAAUAGUUUUAUGAUCAAUUAUGUCAAACGCCGAGCUUAAAUCCAAUAGCACAAGGAAACAAACUUCUUGCCUAUCCAUACUCAGAAGAAUAUCAUUUUGCACCUUUAAAAGAGCUGUCUCAGUCGAGUGAUACUUCCUGAAGCCAGAUUGGCAGAUUGGAAGUGGUGCAUUUUUUCACAAUGGCGCAGCAAUUGGUUAGCAACAGACCUUUCAGUGGUCUUUGAGAGAGAAAUAACAAAUUGGACACUGGCCUAAAGUUCUCAAAUAAUGGCUCCAUACUAAGCUUUUUCAAAAUUGGGUUCAGUAGAGCAAUUUUCCAGUGAUCCGGGACUCGACCCUCUUGCAAAGAGAAAUUUACAAUUUUAGUAAUAGAGGGUACAAGUUCAAGAGAACAGAGUUUGACAAGCCAUGGUGGAAUCGGAUCAAAUUUGCAACUGGCACUGGACAAUUGCAUAAUAACAUCAUGCAUAUCCUGGAAAGAAAGAGACUCAAAAGAUUCCAGUUUAACUUCGGGAUUCCGGUAUUCUACCAACGGGGGCUCAACAACGAUACGAUCCACAUUUUCUCUAAUCAAUUCAAUUUUGCGAAAAAAAUUCAUUGAAUGUGUUAGCAAGUUGACCAAGAUCGUUAUGUGGAGGUAAAGGAUCUUCCUGAGGUGCAGCACAAAGGGAAUUCACAAUUCUGUAAAGUUUCUUUGGAUCAUGAGAGUUAUCAUUAAUGAGGGUAGUAUAAUAAUCAGUUCGAGCUUUAUUCAAUAAGUGACAAUACCUGUUACAUAUCUUUCGAUAGGCAAUCCAGUCCAGUUCUAGUUUUGUUUUCCUCAUCUUUCUCUCUAGACUCCUAUACGCUUUACUUUCAAUUGUCUUAGCUCAGCAGUGUACCAAGGAGUUGAUCGCUUAACUUUCAGCAUCUUUCUUCUGACAGGGGCGUGGUUGUUCAAAAUACGUGAAAGUUCAUUAUCAUAACACUGCGUCAGUUCAUCAAGAUUUACCAUGUUUUCACAAAGAUAAUUCACACAAUUUAGAUCGGCCUUAAAGGUUAAUCUUUUUCAUUUCACGAUAAGAGAUUUCCUUUUUGGGGUGCAUCGGACGGCGAAUCGAUAGUUUACAUUCAACAAAACAGUGAUCAGAUAGAUAUAAUGUGCUCUCAAUUGAGAGAAUGUUGAUGUCAGUUGUAGAUCGGGUAAUCAAUAGAUCCAGUAUGUGGUUCGAAGAAUGAGUUGGAGUACUAACAUGCUGUUUAAGGCCAAAUGUUACAAGCAUUUCAUUAAACUUCAUUGUGUUUGUGUUAGCUGUAUCAUCCAAGUGAAAAUUGAAAUCCCCAGAGAUCAAUAAUAUUUCUGGGCACAAAACAAUAUCCUCCUCCAAAUAGUUUGAGAAUUCAUAAAAAAAUUUCCAGGUAAAAUUGGGUGAGCCACGGAGUACGGUGGACGAUAAACCGCAAUUAGUUUAAUAAUAGAAUGAUGGGAUAUAGAGAAAUUCCAUUCGGAAUAUUCAAAGGAUUGGAUAUCCCCACCACGAGAAAGGGAGACAUUUAAACUAGAGUUGAACAUUAUACCUGUGCCUCCUUCUGAUCUGUUGGAUUGACGAGGGAAUGAUUUAAAUGAAUAACCUGAUUGACAAAUGCAUGCAAAACUAUGAAUCAAAUUCUAUAAUCACUAACUUUUUAAAAGCUAUCAGCACCAAAAAAGAUUCUUACUUUGGUUGAAUUAAGGUCAGCAAAAAUUUGCCGACCUAGGAGGUUGAUAGGUCCAGUGGCGGAUUAUCUAAGGGGUAAAAUGGGCAUUUGCCCCCAGGUCCCAGAUUUCCACCGGCCCAAAAAAAAAACCGAAUAAAAAAUAUUGUUGGUGGAUUGACUGCAAUAGCUUUUAAACAAGGAAAUCUGUAAUGAGGAAAACUUCCUUGUCUUAUUAAUUAAACUGCCCCAAUUAAUAUUUUUAUAAGGAAUGUAAAACUUGUAUUCCAAAACUCCUUCAUGAGUAUUGAUAACCUGUAAGCUAAGAUUCUUGAACAUUUUGCUGUUUCCUUAUGACAUUCUGACGAAUCAGUGUGUUGGUGUACCCCAGGGCAUUUGUCAUAAUUUCUUUGGCCUCGUGUUUGGUAUUGUUGUGCUUUUUCUGCCUGGCCCUGAGGAAUUGUACACAAUACUACAAUGGACUGAGAAUGAGUCCACAUGGACUGAGAAUGAGUCCAUACAUUUAAUAUUCUAGAACAUUUGGAACACUGUUCUGGAAUGAUAUGAGUGCACACGGUGUUCUGGAACAGUGUUUAGUUUGUUAUAUAAUAUAUGCGUGCACUCUACGCAGUGUGCAUUGGAUACACACAAUGUGUGGUCUCCAUUUCCAAUAACAUGAAAAUGGGCGGUGUCACGUGUUCUGUUCUGGCUGCCCCUACUCGAAAAUCGGGUAGUCAGAACAGUCAGUAAAUCGAGCAGCUUGCUGGGGUUGCAAUCUAAAUAUAAGAGCCAUUUCACUUCCGCCUUUGUAGUGUACAUGUUGUGUUGUACUGUAAGUUGUGUAUUGCUAGUAGCGGCAGUUCCCGAAUUAUGGACAAAGACGACUAUAAUAUUUAAAUUUCGUUACUUUUACGUGAUUAUCAUGCAGUAAAUCUAAUGAAAAAUGCAUCCUUUGUAACAAGAUGUGUCAUAUUAAGCUGUCAGUGUUACAUUAAAUAGAUCUUAAAUCUUAGUUAAUAAAUUAUCGUAAAAACAAAGAAAACUCAAUUUUAUUGCCGUAUUUGCUCAUAAUUUGGUAACAGCUGCAGUAACACAGAACAAUAUACAGAAAACGAGAACAGACUACAGAAGCAGAAGUUGGAAGGUUUCCCUUCAAACCCUUCCUAUGUCAGCCAGCAUUGUUGGAUGGUGUCGCCUGCCAGAUGAACAUUUUGAAUAAAGUCAAACAUUAUCCAACGUCUUCCAAUAUCUGCCAACAUUAACAAACGUUGUAUUCAAACUGACCCAACAAUGUUCCAUUCAAUGAUGAUGUUGGUUCAACAAUGUGAAAAUAGCCAUCUUACAAGUCAAAUCAAAGCAUAAUUUAUCCUGGAUUCCUAUCUCCGAGAUAAUCUGUCUAAGAGAGGCAGUGAUGACUUACAAGUGUAUCAAUAAUCUUGUUCCGGAAUAUCUAUCCUCAAAUCUUGACUCUUGUAAGAUUAAGAAUAAAGCUUAUAAUACAAAAAGCAAGGACGAAUUGAAACCGCCUAAAUGUCGUAUAAAAAACACUGUUCAAACGCUCUUGGAAUACGCUUGAAGAACAGGAGAGACAGUUAAAAUCUUUACCCCAAUUUAAGAAAGCAGUGAAGAAACGUCUUCAUGAAAAGUUUUCAAACAUUUCAACUUUGAAAGGAACUUAUUUUUAGAUUUUAGGAUGUACAUGGUUGUUGAUGUACUUUUAACAUUUUAAUAUUUGUAAUAACUUAUAAUAGGUAUUUGCUUUUUAUAUUGUAAAUUUCAAGACGUAAUAUUGUAAUUUAAACCUGAAAAGCCCUAUGGGGAGGUUGAACAAAUCUACUACUAUACUACUACUAGCUAUCCUGCUCUAAUCUGUAACCCCAUGCAGUUUACGUUUUCUGCCACCUUACAGCUUUAAUUUGGGAAAUAAAAGAAAACAGCCAUAAACAGUUGAAUUAUUUCAUACGAAAUCAGAAUAACUGCACUGAUUUAUUUCCUUAAUUAUCGCAGUUUUUUAUAAUUAUACGGUGAGGUGGCCUUGAGACCGAUUUGUUUUCAAUUUUGUAUCUUGUAUUUUCAUUUCAGCAUUUACGAAAUGUCGUGAUUGAAGAAAAUCCAGGUCUCACAGAGAUUCCUGCCCGAAUAUUUGCUCAGAUUUCUUUUUAUGAAACAUUGAUUGUUUCAUUUCAUUGUAUCACGCAGAUUCCGCAAGAGCUUCCACUACAAUUACCUCACUUAGUUCAUCUUAAUUUAAACUUUAAUAAAAUCACCAGCUUGCCCGAAUCAUUUGGUAUGUUAAUUCACCUUGAAGUACUUGAACUGUCUCACAAUGUGUUGUCAAAGUUACCAAGCUCAUUCUCACUAUUAAAGUCGCUUCAAAAGCUCGAUCUUUCUAACAAUAAACUAAGAACAUUUCGUGACGAUAUAGAAAAGCUUCAAAUGUUGAAGAAACUUAAUCUAAAUAAUAAUCUGCUGGAACGAAUACCACUUUCACUUUGCUUGAUCGAUAGUUUAGAGGUUGUUGUGUGUUUGAACAACCGUUUAAUAACACCUCCUCAAGACGUUUGCAAUGAAGGCCUUGUUGGCAUUAGACAAUAUUUUGAAAAGGAAAACGCAUUACAUUCACCACCGCGAGAAGAUAUUGUUAAUAUAUUUCCACGUAUACGAAAAAGCGAUGCAUUUACUCAUCCAAACUUGAACACAGCUAUGACACAAUACAACGAAAUGCAGUCGCAAAGUUUUAAUAUGAAAAUGAAAGUGAAGACACCGCUUCUUCCUCCAUCACUGGCGACAGCUUUUCCACCAGAUGAAUUAGCCAACAAAAUUAUUGGGUGUAUUUAUGGUGCAGCUAUUGGGAGUGCUCUUGGCGUCUCGACUGAUUUCUUAAGCAAAAAUGAAUGUGCAUUUUAUUAUGAUAAAGAACAACUAAGUUAUAGUGACAUCAUAAAUGAUGUUCACAGAAGCAGUUUGAAGAAAGGAUGUUGGGCACAUUCAUUUGAUCAAAUGGUGAGUAUAUUUAUUAUACGUAGGCGAAGUAUACUAAGAGAAGUUUGA